AGCAACAGCCGUUCGCUCGUACGACGCGACAGCGUAGCAAUAGCUUUAUUUCUGUCCUCCUUUUCCUUUGAUGAUGUGCAUAUGGUGUACAUGCACUAGUCGUUCGAAGGCUGUUCCUGACGCAACAUCAUCACUAGACCCUGCAGACCGAAGAAAACGUAGACACAAUCAUCAAGAAGUAAAGCUACAGUAUUAUUAAAGACACCAUCAUCAUUCAAUUUUUGACUCUUAAAAAGAAACGAACACCAUGGCCGGCGGGGACCCGGCGGUUGGGUCGGACCCGGCUAUGGAUUGCAAAAAUGUCUGGGUCUGGAAGAUUGCGACUUGUAAUGCUGUCUUUGGAUUCCAAAAAAAUCUGUAUUUUUGCAUGACCAGCAUCAGGAUUCCAGUCUGUGUUACGCGGAGAGGGCAUUUCUCAUGUGGAAUAAGCAUUAGGAAGCCCUCUAAAAAUCUGUGUUGCUAGAUCAUGCAUUAGAGGCAUCAAUCAUCAUACAAAAUAUGCAUGACAAGAAGUCUGCACUCUUCCCGACCCAGACACUUUUGCACUUGAUACCGGCCCAGGAAGUGCAAGAGCUCUCUGCUGCGUCGAGCGGCCCGGGUGCGGAGCCCGAGUUUGCCUCGCAGCAGACGGCCGUCGUCGGGACCGAGUCGCCUGCGUUGAGCCUGCAGUGGAUCUUAUGAACCGCAAAAGUAUCGUACUAGUACAAAUUGCAUUACAAAUUUCCUCAGCAUGAGAAAUGAAAUUUGUAAUGCGGAUUUUCCUCAAAAAAAGAUUUGUAUAUGCAUGAUUGCAAUACGAGUGCGAUGGAUACUUUUGCACGGGAUAGAUCUGCGGCUUCAGCAAGGACGUCGUAAAUGGCGUACACCAUUUAUCAAAUGCAAAUAUGUCUGGGUCUGGGAGGUUGCGAGAUUUGUCAUGCUAAUCUGGCAUGACUCCGAAGUCUGUAUUGCGUGUCCGCGAAGAGCUCCUCGCGCCUGUCAUGCAGACACGCAGUUUCUCAUGCGGAGCACGCAACUCAGGACCACGGAAAAACUUGUCAUGCUUGGCAGCGCAUUACACAGUAGUCACUAUUCCCUUGUUCCUUGCAUCACAAGUUUCCAGACCCAGACAUAUUUGCUAUCCAUACCAUUUGGGCGGAAACGAAAUCUUCUACCCCAGCGCGAACAGUGGGGUCAUUUACGACACGCAAUCGGGGGUGCAGAAGCUACUGCAGGGACACGUGAAUCCCAUCACCGCAAGCUACCUCUCGACGGACAAAAAAUGGAUCGUCACCGCCGAUACCGGACCGGAUUCCAUGUGAUAGUUCUUUUUAUGUUGAUGUUGCUGUUUUUCUUCCAUGCAGUACGAAGUAAAACGAUUUGAGGAUGAACUUCUACGUAGCGGGGUCCUGCAAAGUAAAAAGUAGUAUUUGUGUUUUUCCCCCAACUCACCUCCGCGUGAAGAGAUGAAAAUACUCUGUCCUAGAAGAUGAAUAUCAGUUAUUCGACCAAACAGGCUCACCGUGUGGGACCGGUCAACGGGGAAGCCCAUAAAGAUCAUGUUCAACAUAUGGAGCUCUCAAACGUGACACUGUCAGGUCUUGCAUGAGUCUGCGAUGCAGGAAGAGGAAGAGCAAAAGUGAAUAAAGAAAGGGGGGCCCUGAAGAUGUAGAUGCACCUCUGGUGUUUGAAAUUCGGCACAAGGGUAGACUCCCAUACUGUUUAGCCAUUCCUGCUCGAAAUGAACUUGUCAUGCGAACAAGUAGCUUGAUCGUGUGGAAGAUGCAUGUUGCAGGCAAAUCCACGCGAGAACAAAUCUUUAUGUAGCAACUAGCAAUGUAGUGCUUGAGAAUCGUUCCAUACAGCGUUUACAAAAACGGGAUCGUGGCCCUGGACAUGACAGCGGAUAGCAAGUACUUAGCGACUUUAUCCAGUCCGGAGUACGACGGGGAGGAGAUGCGCCAGUAUCUAAGCGUGUGGGACUGGACCUCAGAGUCAAGUGCGCCACUCGCAACAGCGCUCAUCGGCACGCAGGACGUGCAGACGUGCGUGGUAAGGUUGUGAUUUAUUUUAUCGUUUUUUGUUACUUGUCAGUACGGUUAUGACACGUUGUGGCGACGGGAAGCAAUAAUUUCGCACAGUGCAGUAGUUCUCGUUUAUUUUUUCAGAAGGCUUUUGUGUUUGUCAUCCUACGCGGAAGCGGCCGACGCAAACUUCAUUUGUGCACUGACUUCCAUAUUGACAUUAGUAUUUAAAAAAUCUCUAUCCAUCAGAUUUUCAACCGGUGGGACAUCCACGAAAUUGCCACGAACGGCCGAAGGCGGGUGUUUUUCUGGCAGUGGGGAAAAAACGACACGAGCCUGAAAGACAAGAUGACUUUCCAAUUCUACUCCCCGGCGCUCGCCGCAAAGGACUUCAAGCAGAAAGUCGGCGACUUCACGCAGACCAUCUUCCUGCCCGAAUCGACCCAGGCCGCGACCGCCACACUUGACGGGGACGUUGUCAUCUGGGACUUGUCGUUGAUCGUGGACGAUUUGUCACGGCCGGACGAGCGACGAGCUGUGAAAAUUUUGCGCUUGUGUCCGCCAGAAGUUUCCCUGCAUGUUUUGAAAGUCCUUGGCAACUUCGUCGUGGCCGGUUCCUCCGACGGCGCAGUCAGGUUCUACGAUUACCAUACGCAUUGCAAAUGUAGUCGAACUGCGUCUGGAAGAGCGGUGGUGCGUCAACUUAUCAUGCCAAGUCUGGAUGAUAGAUCGGAUCGCACAAAAAUCUGGGUUUAACCAAUGCAGAGUGCCAAAACUUGUUUCAUUUUUGAUACUAUCUACAGAUGGCGAAUCCGAAUCUGUCAUGCGGAAUGACAGGCAUUAAGAAGUGAUCCACCCAAGAUCUGUGAUGCUCAUCUACUUCACUGAUGGCGCAAUGCAUUCCAGACCGAGCGCCUGUGUGGUUCAUGACGAAAAAAAUGCAAGACAAACACGCGCAUGCUUGCCCGUCCAGACCUAGAUCGAUAUUUGUAGUGGAUAUCCCAAUUCCGUCUGCAAGCGUGGUUCGAGGAUUUGUCUGCGGGAAGUGUCACCUCCGUCAGUUUUGACUUCGCGAACUCCACCUCGGUUCAAAUGGACAGCAACAAUGGAUUUUCCUCCAGCUCGAUGGAAUAUCAAAUGCAAGAAAUAUUAUAUCUGGGUCUAGAUGAACAAUGCAAAUGCUGACGCUCUUUAUUGUCGUGCAGAUUUUGUAUCAUGGCCCACGCCUGCAUAUGCAAUCCCGUUUUAAUGGAUGCGUAUCUUUUUACCGCAUGAGAUGCCAUUGACAUUCCCACUCGGUUUCCGUGUAGCAAAAACUGACCGGUUUAUUAUUUUGCUCCAUGUGUAAGUACGUGUUGUGUUGAACUAGUACAGAGGACUUCCUGUAGUUGUAAUGUCAAUGUGUCCUGUGGAUAAGGAUAAUCACAUCACAAAGACAAAAUUUGAUUGUGUGAUCCAUAGUGUGCAGUUUGCACCUCUAGAAUUUCAGGCCCAGACGUGUAAUUUUUAAUGCAUACAGAACAGAGCGGGUCCACGGACUUCCAGUUCUCAUGCCCAAAUUUCAUUGUCGCCACCGCGAGCGCGCUGGUAGUAGCCUGCAAGUCGGAUUUGUUUUUCGAGCUGGAGCCGCAGCAAAGGAGGGGACGAUUGGUGCUGCAAGGUAGGAUUUUUUAAGUACUUAGCCACUGAUGUAAGUACCUUAUUCGUUUUCGUAUUGAUGCACGAGGAUGUAAGUGUAACUUUGUACUUGGGCUUGGCACGUACAAGUACAUCAAGCCCAAGAAGGUCUCCACGAUCGACGGCCAGACCACACGGAGAAGUUGUACUAUUUAUCAAUACAGGUCUCGACUCUCCCGUCCAUGGGCUUUGUUGCCACCCGUCCGAGCCCUUAGUUGCGGUUUCGGGUCUUUCGGGGUUUAUUCACCUCUGGAACUACCACUCGAGAACACUCCAGACCGUGAAAAUCUUCGAAAAGAUUCUUCCGCAAAUUCUGGAAUACAGCGCCAGCGGACUCUUAGCCGUGGGGUUCACGAACGGGCAGAUCCGAUAUGAAAGUGCACAAGUCCCCCUCCCCCUCAUUUGUGAUGCAAGAUACGUAACUUACGCUUUGGCUCUUAGGACUGUUUGCAUCACAAGUUCUGGCAGCCCAAAUAACACUGCACUCCUGUCCAAAUUUGUCAUGCAAAACCCGUACUCUUGCUGACGCUUGUAUUGCGGUUCAUGCAAUACAAAUGAGGGGGAGGGGGAGUUGUGCACUUUCAUAUCCGAAUUUUGAACGCCGAACUCACCGAAAUCGCGCAGUUUAGGGAAAAUCGAGAGCCCGUCACGCAUAUGCAGUUGCAGAAGUUGUAUCGCAUUCUGUCUUGGUGGAAAGCGGAACACAGAUUUCAUUUUCAGAAGGAAAAAUGAAAUGUUUUUGCUUGCUCAUAAUUCUAAGACCUGGCCACCUUUGAUGUCACGCAUGAUUCCAAUUUGCACGGACCGGAGCGAGUGCGAUACUACUUUUGCACAGGAUAAUGCACCUGGCAUUCUCGAAAUGCUCGAAUUACCUGGCCGUGGCCCACGCAGAUAAGUCGGUACAGAGUUUUCACUAUACUUAAAAGCUGUACUUGUCGUGCUGAAGAGGUUAUUGCCGCUUAUGCUAUCAAGCAAAAGUUUUUGAGUAAGCUACUUUCGUGUACUACUUUCGUGUGUUAGUUGCACAUGCACCAGCAUUUUUGCAAAACAAAUAUCAAGUUCAUGCAUGAUCUUCAUGAAUGCAGCGCUGCUGCACAAAAAUUGCCACGCAUUUUUACCUUUCGUUACGAGCUGUAGAUGAACAUGUAUGAAGUAGAAGUUGUACAACUACAUCUACAGCAUAAACAGAAACAUUAAGACAUUUUAUCAGGUAUGGCUGUACCGGUACGACCUGACUCGCUCGGGCGAGUCCAAGGCGUGGAUCUCGGCGGGCAAGCACCGCAGCCACUGGAAGCAGGUUGUUGGCCUGGUCUUCUCCGCCACUGCCUCCGACCACGAGAGGCCACGACUCUACUCCCUGGCGGAGGACCGGAAGCUGGUCGAGUACGAGUGCCCGCUCGCAGCUGAUUACCCCGAGGAAGAGCACGUCGGAUUUCCGAUACUCUCCAACACGAUGGUCGAGCAAGAGGCGGUGCCGACCGGGUUGACCUAUUUGGUGAACGACAUCGAACAACAGUCCUCGAGCGCAACCCCCGCAACCAGUAGCGGCGCGACGUCCAAGAAGGGAGGAGCAGCAGCGGCAGCCGCGAGCUCAGAUAUGGGAUUCUCAAACCUUACAUUCUCAGCUGUUACAUGAUUUGUCAUGCAAAAUGACCAUGAGCCGCAAGACAAUCAAGCUGCUUCGCAUGACAAAUUAUCGAAGGGCUAAACAGCAUCUAAAUCCGUGCCAAAUUUGUGAUGCAACACGUGCAAUCUUUCCCCUUUCCAUAUUCCUGUUCUUGCAUGACAAAUUCAUGUAACCGUUGAGAAUGUAACAGUUGAGAACGCCAUAUCAGUAGGGGGCGGGUUGGUCGUGUCGACCUCGGAGUACAAGUUUAAGACGUGGUUCAAGAACCGCAGUUGCCGGAGAACGAGUCUCGCGCCGACCUACGGCGGUCCAGUCAGCAAAAUGAUCGCGAUUCCAGGGGAGUCUACACCAGAAGAAUUCCUACUGUACGCGACAAAGGAGAAGGUGUAGUUUCUUCUUUUUGCACGACUAAAUGCCAUGUAGAAAGAAUUAUGGCAAGGUAAAAAAGUAUAAGUAGUAGUAGCCUUUGCUGCGGGUGCGGGAAUAUGUGCUGUAUGAAAGGCAACAAAAUUCUUCUUGUACAAGUCCUAUAGAACAUGAACAAACCCUAAACCGGGCAGUUGGGAGAUAAAUGUAAGUCAUUCACUAGCACAAAAAAAUCCUGUCUUAAAGGUAAUCGGCCUGCUGCAGCAACCACUCGACGGGAACCCUUUCCGACAGAUGGGGGUGAUAGCGCACCCCGGCCUGAUUUCUGCGAUUUCCGUGGACCCACAGGGCAAAUACGCGUUUUCUCUCGGGGGGGAGGACCUGACGCUGAACAUGUGGAAAAUCGACACAGAGGCGGUAAGUCUGGCGGUGCUGCGCGGCAGCAGUGUGAGCCAGUCCUCAAGCAGCAGCUCGGUGACCAAUUCCGCAAAGAUACAGCCGUAUCUGAACUUGCUGGAAGAAGAUCUUCUGGCGGAAAUCCGGGACUAUUUUUACUACUGCCAAAUUCGGUCGCACGGUGAGAAAACGACGGAAAGGUAUCAGCUGGACGGGACAAUACCCCUCUCGGAAAUCCCCUAUCUGAUGUGUGCACUCGGGUGCUUUCCCACACAGACCGAGAUCGCGAACAUGAUAUCCGAAGUAAAGGGCAAGCAUCUGUACACGGAAAAGAACCUCACCCACAUAAAUUUCGAGGACUUUGUGCAGCUCUACGUGAAUCACAGGCCUGUUUUUCAGGUAAAAUAUUUCCUUAAAGAUGAGAUGUUGGUGCAAAAGAUAAAAAAAGCUCGAGCAGUGACCACCUAGACCUACACCUAGAGACGAGAUGAGGAUGACUAAUUCCACUUCUUCAACGAUUAACGAACUAGUUCUUGCGGGUGUGCUAAAAAUUUGUUUGCAAGAGCGCGGGAUAAUGGAAGAAUAUGAAUAUCUAUGCGUGAAAUUAGAUGAUGACGAAUAAACCAGGUUGAUAACGCGAGUCUCGAGCACGCGGUGAUGCUGGCUUCGAACGGGGGCAGCAAGAAACAGCUGAUGCACCACCUGGUGGGUAUACAUUGCAAAUAUGUCCUCUUGGUCCGGAAAAAUACUAGAUACACCGGUUUGCCAUGCUUUUCUAACAUGACUGUCAAGCCUGUCAUGCACGGCAACCAAAAGCCGUGCCAUCUUUCUGUCCUGCAAAAACUACCCAGGAGCUUCUCAUGCAGAAUAGAGAUUGACCACACCUAGCAAGUGAAAAAUCUGUCAUGCUGAGCCGUUGUUUGUGGCGUCCUCUUGAUUCGUCAACCAGCAUCACAAGUUUCCAGACGUGGCCCAGGGAUAUUUGCAUUUGAUAGUGGGCGCGUGCGAGCACUUCUCCGACGAGGAAUUGCAGCAGUGCCUUCA
This is a messenger RNA of Amoebophrya sp. A120, 7113 nucleotides long. NCBI's taxonomy places the organism in Eukaryota, Dinophyceae, Syndiniales, Amoebophryaceae. The record is from the annotation of a GenBank genome assembly.